Drosophila subpulchrella is the source of this 1401-nucleotide messenger RNA. It is a transcript of the gene Fa2h, whose product is annotated as dihydroceramide fatty acyl 2-hydroxylase FAH2. Gene Ontology annotation, molecular function: iron ion binding; fatty acid 2-hydroxylase activity; heme binding. Gene Ontology annotation, cellular component: membrane; endoplasmic reticulum. Gene Ontology annotation, biological process: fatty acid metabolic process; lipid biosynthetic process. The record is from RefSeq and is a predicted model, not a curated record. The coding region runs from base 113 to 1168 and encodes 351 amino acids. NCBI's taxonomy places the organism in Eukaryota, Metazoa, Arthropoda, Insecta, Diptera, Drosophilidae. The transcript has 4 exons.
UUGCGUUGCAUUGCGUGCGGUCCGAGGCUCCGCUGCCAACUUGUAAUCCGGUCUAGACCCUAGUAUUUACUCUAAGCAGUGCGUCUUCGUUGCCAAAUCGAAGCCCAUCGACAUGGAUACGAACAAGGAAGCGGAGACGAACGACCAGUUCAUAGUGAAGUAUCGCCAGCAGUAUUACGAUCUGUCCAGGUUUUUGCACAAGCAUCCGGGCGGCAUAAACACCCUGAAGGGUCUGAGUAGCGGGGACAUGACUGCUCGCUUUCUGAAGGCUCCGCCACACUCAGAUGCGGCCAUGUACCUGAUGAGGGAGUACAAGAUCGACCCGGAUGAUUCUCGAAAGACAAAGUCAGGAAACAAUGAAGCUGAGCCUCGGAAUGGGGAUGAGGAGCUACGACACCGGGCGAGGGAAACAGAGGACAAGAACAACAACCAGGUGGACGAGAGCAUGGAGCACUUGGUGGACUGGUCGAAGGCAAUGUUACCACAGAUCGCCAACAUAACGGAGUGCUACGAUGAGUGGGUGCACAAGCCGGUGGACAGGCCCCUGCGACUCUUUGGUCCUUGGUACUUGGAGAUGUGCACGAAGACGCCGUGGUGGUUGGUGCCCCUAUUCUGGAUACCGGUGAUCAUCCGAUGUGCGUGGGAGGACUUUGCCAGCAGCUGGCAGGAUAGGAGUCAGCUUGCAUCGUUUGUCGCUUACUUUUUGUUUGGUAUUCUCCUGUGGUCAUUCCUGGAGUACUCACUACACCGCUGGGUGUUCCACGUGAAACUGAACAGCAACAGCGGAAGUUGGAUAUGCACCUUCCACUUCAUGAUCCACGGACUUCACCACAAGGUGCCCUUCGAUCCAAUGCGGUUGGUGUUCCCUCCUCUUCCGGGUGCACUGCUCGCCACGAUCAUAUACACGCCGCUAAGCUUCGUCCUCUUGAGUCCGCGUGUGGUCCUUUCUGGAGCUUUGACCGGAUAUCUGUGCUACGACAUGAUCCACUACUACCUGCACUACGGAAAUCCCACUACUCGAGCCUUCGUGCACUUGAAGCGAUAUCACCAGCACCACCACUUCUCGCACCAAACCCUCGGAUACGGAAUCAGCAGUCCGCUGUGGGAUGUCGUCUUCAAAACGAGAAUACAUCUUCGCAAGCUGAGAUACCAACUGCGCUGGUCCUAGCCGCCUUUAAAAGCUUUCACACAGUGCUACUAUAGAACAAAUUAAACUCACUUUUUAAUCUAACAGAGUUUCACAUGGAGCAACCAAUUCAAUUUAAUCGGCUACAUUCGAUUUUCUAGAGCUUUGUUUAGGCUAGAUACUGAGUAAUAGCCUAUUACUAAUAGGAUUAAGAAAUAUUUGUAAGUCUUUUACUGAUUUCUAUUUAAAAGGAAUAAACUUCCAAUGAUACCAAA